This is a messenger RNA of Lodderomyces theae, 5604 nucleotides long. RefSeq names its product CDC16. Gene Ontology annotation, molecular function: protein binding; solute:inorganic anion antiporter activity; borate efflux transmembrane transporter activity. Lineage: Eukaryota; Fungi; Ascomycota; Pichiomycetes; Serinales; Debaryomycetaceae. The record is from RefSeq and is a predicted model, not a curated record. Gene Ontology annotation, biological process: monoatomic ion homeostasis; transmembrane transport; borate transport. The transcript has 4 exons. Gene Ontology annotation, cellular component: plasma membrane; fungal-type vacuole. The coding region runs from base 1 to 5604 and encodes 1867 amino acids.
AUGGGUCAGAAUCAAAAAACACCACAGCAGCACAACUCCACACUCUACAUUUCCCCUAUGCUCAAUCGAAGAAAGGAGAUUUUCAAAACACCACCCAAUCCAGCUUCCAAACAACCCAAACUUUUUGAAUCGCCAAGCUCUUCCAAUAAAUCGCUGUUUUUCAACUUGGACAGAUCGUCUCACAACCUCACAGUGCAAAGCAAGAGUGAUGAUUCAUUACCCGGUAUGUCUGAUGUAUUGACACCAAUUGAUCGGUUGCGAUUAUGGAGACACGACGCAAUCACACAGCAUCAGUAUAACACUGCGGAAUUUCUAAGUGACAAGAUUUUGGAUAUAACACAUGAUUCGAAUGAUGCAUUUUGGCUAGCACAAGUGUAUUUCAACCAGGGGAAUUAUCUACGAUGUAAAGAUUUGGUGUUGUGCAAUGACGAGUUUGCUAAAAGUAUAAUCUGCCGUUACUUGGCGGGCUAUAGUUUGAUAAAGUUGGAAUUGUGGGAUGAAGCCUUGGAUGUGAUUGGUGAAACUAAUCCGUUUGAUAAAGACGACCGAUUGAAGAACGACGAUGGAGGAGUCAAGUUGGAAGCAUCAAUGUGCUAUUUACGAGGGUUAGUUUACAGUGCUCAAAGUAACUUUGAGAAAGCCAAAGAAUGCUUCAAGGAAGCUUUGAGGGUCGAUGUUAAAUGCUAUGAGGCUUUCAAUGAACUAAUUUCCAAUAGUCUCAUGACUCCGAAUGAGGAAUGGGAAUUUGUCACUAAUGAGUUGAAUUAUCACGAAAUUGAUAGCAAUGAUGAUCUAAUUAGGUUGUUGUACACCACCAAAUUGAGCAAGUAUUUGAACCAAGACAAGUUCAACGAAGCUGAGCAUGUUCUCAGAGAAGAAUACGACUUGAAUGAUAACUGUGACUUGCUAUUGAGUCAAGCUGAUCAAUUAUAUGUUCAAAGUAAUUUCGAUGCUUGUUUGAAUCUUUGUGAAAAGAUCUUAGAGAAGGAUCAAUACAAUUUCGAUGUAUUGCCCAAUUACCUUAGUUGCUUGUACGAGUUGGGUGGCAGAAACAAACUAUUCUACAAAAGCCAUCAGCUAGCAGAAUUCCAUCCGUCCAACCCCAUGACCUGGCUAGCCAUAGGGACGUAUUAUCUCUCGAUCAACAAAAUCAGCGAAGCAAGGAAAUACUUUAGUAAGGCAACUAUCCUAAACCCCAAUUUUGGACAAGCUUGGAUUGGAUUUGCGCAUACGUUUGCUGCAGAAGGAGAAUAUGAACUGGCGAUCAAUGCUUACGCUUAUGCGGCGCGUUUAUUCCCUGGUAGUCACCUACCCAUGUUGUUUCUUGGAAGUACGAAUGUGAAAUUGGGGAACCUAAAUCUAGCCGAGGAGUACCUCAAGAAUGCCUAUCAUUUUAAUCAACACUGCGAGCUCACACUUAACGAGUUGGGGGUUCUUUAUUUCCACAAAAACAACCUCAUCUCGGCUGAAUCGUAUCUAACUGCUGCAUUGAAAAUAGCCAAUCGCAGUUCCAGGACUUGGGUAUCGAUAAUGACGAAUUUAGGCCACGUUUUGAGAAAACAGGGGAAAUUGCUACGUGCGCUUUCCAUUUUCCAUGAAAUUUAUGGUAAUGACGCAAACAUUGCGUCCACUAUAGGACUUAUACAUAUGAAGCUUGGUGAGUUUGCUGAAGCGAUUGAAAACUUGCACAAUGCGCUUGCUAUUGAGCCGACCAAUCAAAUAGCCAAGGAUUUGUUGGAUAGAGCCUUGAAAGAAGCUAUAGCAUCGGAACAUGUCAACUACUUUGGGUAUGGUAUCUACAAUGAUCUCAAAACACGGCUACCGUACUACAAGUCCGAUUUUAAAGACGCCUGGAACUAUCGAGUGAUUCCGUCAACGCUAUCGAUAUUCUUUUCCAACUUACUUCCAGCUAUCGCUUUUGCCCAAGAUAUGUUUGACAAGACUGAUAACGCCUACGGUGUGAAUGAAGUAUUGAUGUCGAGUGCGAUAGCAGGUGUUGUCUUUGGGUUGCUCUCAGGUCAACCCUUGUGUAUCGUUGGUGUUACUGGACCGAUAUCUAUCUUCAGCUACACGGUGUAUGAGCUAAUGACACCACGAGGGACCCCAUAUUUCCCAUUCAUGUGUUGGGUAUACUUGUGGUCAAUGGUGUUCCAUAUUCUUAUUGCUGUUGGUAAUUACAUUUCAUUCAUGCAGAUUAUCAGUUUGUAUUCAUGUGAUAUCUUUGGCUUUUUUAUCAAUAUUGUUUAUAUACAAAAGGGUAUUCAAAUUUUGUCCAAUCAGUUCAAGGAGGUUGACUUGGCCAGCGGGUAUGCCUCAAUUAUGAUUGCGUUGUGUAUGUUGAUAUGUGGCGUUGGCUCAGCAGUCUUGGGUAACUAUCUACACUAUUUUAAACCUUGGGUUAGAAAAAUCUUUGUUGACUAUGGGGUUGUUGCGUCUGUGAUUUUCUUUACUGGGUUCAUUCACUUUGGUGGUAGAUUGGAUGAUACUACAUUUGCAAGAUUGCCCAUAACAAAGUCGUUCCAACCAACAGCAUCUGGAGAUCGUCGUCCUCAUGGGUGGUUUAUUCAUUUCUGGCCAGGAGAAAACAUUGAAGUUGGUGAUGUAUUUCUUGCUAUUCCCUUUGCCAUAUUGUUGACGUUUUUGUUCUAUUUUGAUCACAAUGUCAGUUCAUUAAUGUGCCAAUCAAAGGAGUAUCCUUUAACCAAACCAGCUGCUUUCCAUUGGGAUUUCUUAUUAUUGGGUAUAACUACUGGGGUAGCUGGUCUUUUGGGUCUUCCACCACCAAAUGGACUUAUUCCCCAAGCUCCCCUACAUACGGAUUCCUUGGUGGUUUAUGAUAAGUACGGCAAGAAAUUGUCAGUUGUUGAACAAAGAGUUACAAAUACUUUACAGGGCGCCAUGACAUUUGUAAUGAUGACGCGACCAUUUCUUAUAUUGCUUGGACUCGUCCCGCAAGCUGUGUUGUCUGGUUUAUUCUUUAUUAUGGCGGUGACUGGUCUACAUGGAAAUAUUGUGACGAAUCGAGUCCGGUACUUUUUUUUGGAUAGGGAGUACAUUGAAAAAGACCCGACUUGUCCUCAAGUAUGGAAAGAUAUUCAUGCGUUGCCUAAUAAGAAGUGGUUUUAUGUGUAUACGGUAUUGGAGGUGAUUGGCGGUGUUGGUGAAUUUGUCAUUACCUUAACAAUCGCAGCUGUUGGGUUUCCUGGAGUGUUGCUUGCUCUUGCGUUUUGUGCCAAGUGGGUAUGGCCGUUGAUUAUACCAAGAGAAGAUUUGGAUCGUUUGGAUGGUGAAGUUGCUGAUGAGUUUAUAUUGAAGAACUUCACCGUGGCUUCUGAUGAAAAAAAGAGGCGAAAGAGGAUGAAGUCGGGCGACGAGGAGAACAAAUAUGAAGGUGAGACUGAAGUUGGAAUUGGCUUAUCAACAACAAUCAAGUUAUUACGCCAAGGAGCAAAAGUAGUUGUUGGUGAUUUGGCGCAUGAGACAGACAUUGAUUCCAUAAUUGACAGAAUCAAUACCCAAUUGGCUCCGGGGUCUCCAGUUCAUCAGAAUUUGCGAUUUCUUCGAACGGAUAUCGGGGAGUGGCUGGAUAAUGUUAGUCUUGUUGAUUUUGCUUUGGAUGAGUACAAGGGUAUUGAUUUGGUUGUUGCCAAUGCUGCAACGUUGCCGACAUGUAAGGCAAGUUCAGCUCAACUUGACGCCCUUCCCAAGAUUGAAGAGUUUAAUAAAACGGUCAAUGUAAAUCUUGGAGGGACAUUUGGGUUAAAUACAUUGUGUGUAAAUUACUGGAAAGAGUUCAACCGACCAGGUAACAUUGUCAAUGUUGGUUCAAUAUUUGGUCAUAGAGUACUUGAUCCAAGUUUGAUUGGUUUGAGUUGUUCCAAAAUCGGCAUUUCUGCAUUGACAAGGUCUUUGGCCAAGGAGUUUGCACCAUUAGGUAUAAGAGUGAAUGAAGUAUGUCCCGGUUUUGUAAACACGCCGUUAUUGGAAGCAGCUUCAAAAUUGAGACACGAUCAAUUUAACAACCCUAUUGAGGCUCGUAUCCCCAUUAGGAAGAUUGGUGAUGGUGAUGAUAUUGCUAGUGCAAUUUGUUAUUUGUUAAGUGACAAAGCUCAAAUACUACACUCGUUGGAACACGACUUCAUAGCUGAUUUAUCACAACAUCUAUACUCAUCAUUUCUUCUACGUCGAAUCAACCCCAAUUUCCCACUACCGCGAUGGUCCAAAUGGCCAAAACAGUUUGACAAAGUACCAGUACCAAGUCAAAAGUAUGAAGAUGACUUGAUUGAUGCGAAUGAACUCAAGUACGAGCAUGAUAUUGAUGUAGAUCAAUCGGUGUUUCAGAUGGAUAGGACUUGGCAGGUGGAUGUAGCUAAGAAUGAGUCAAAAUCGAAACUGAGGAAACGGAAAAGGAGAAACGGGGAAUCAACUACUAGUAAGAAGAAACAUUUACAGGAGAAGGAAGCGGUGGCUAAACCUGGAGGUAAUUUGAUUGGUCUGAGUGAUGUUAGUGACAAUGAUAAUUCUAUCGAGGUCGGUGAUGACAAUGACUCCGCCAAAGACACCAAAGACGAUAGUAGUGGCAGUUCUGAUGAUGACGAUGCACCUGAAUACGACACGCAACAACUACUUGAUCCUCGGAACAAGAUUGUUGAAGUUACAUACACGGAACGGGUCCCCCUGGCCAAAAUCUGUCUAAUGAAUGCAAUUGGUUCGAGACUUGCAUCCAAAAUUAGAGCCAAAAUUACACAACUUAAGCAGUCGGGCGAAAUUGACUCGUCACUUGAAAUAUCCUCUGACUCAUUAUUAUUAAUGUCGGGAAAUAAGGCCAUUGUCAGUCACGUUGCCAACCGAUUCAAUUCAAUGUUGGAUACUAUAUUCGAUACGUUCUUAUUAAAGGACUACCCGUUGAAUUGGCGUCACGUUCUUUUAGCUGGAAUGAUUAACGACCGCAAGAAGCAUCAGUUUAGCCCAAAGAUGUACACAAAACUCAUGUACAAGUGUGAAGAUCUUUUUGAUAACGUGGAUAACGUUUAUGAGUUUGAGGAUGCGCGAGCGAGGGAGGAAGCGGAAGAAAGGGGCGUGAUUACAGAAAGUGGUGGGUUCAAUGUGGUGAAGUAUUUGGAAUCGUUGCGAGAUGAGCAUGUGGGGCCAGGACAAAAGGAUUAUGCCACAUUGGCAAAGGACUAUCUUUGUGAUUUGAAUAAAGAUAUAAACUUUGAAGCUCGGUUGAAACAAAACAUGUUGAAUAUGAUACGAGGGGAUGAGAAUUAUGGGAAUCUAAAGAAACGGAGACGCCAAACAAGCGAGGCAGAUGGAGUAGAGAGUGAAGAGGAAGAAGAAGAGGAAGAGGAAGAAGAAGAGGAAGAGGAAGAAGAAGAGGAAGAGGAAGAAGAAGAAGAAGAAGAGGAAGAAGAAGAAGAAGAGGAAGAAGAAGAAGAAGAGGAAGAAGAAGAAGAAGAAGAAGAAUAUUAUGAUGGUGGUAGAAAUCCACAAGACGAACCAAAUGAAAGAAAUGAAAAAUAUGAAUCCAACUUGACGCAACGGCAUCGUGAUCUACUUCUACAACAAAAGGAGUUGCAAGAUUCUUAUACGAUCAAUAUAUAA